AUGGCCGACAUCCGCGCCAUGUCCGUCAUCAAGCGCUGCCUCUCGACGGCUGGCACGGCUGGCGCGGCCUCGAGUGCGGCAGCAGCAGUGGCAGCGACGUCCUCGGUUCCGACCCCUCGGCCCCCGCCCUCGUCGUCGUCCCGGCCAUCAGCCCUGCUCGAGGCGUACGUCAACCAACCCCCGCCUCCGGCCCCGAAGCCCGAUGAAGCCUGGAAGUGUGAUCUCUUCAGUACCAUGGCCUUCAGCCCUCAGCGCGAAUGCGCAGUGACCAAGGCCCACCUCCCGAAUGCGUUCAUGGUCAGCUUUCGCGCAGGGGAAGGUGACGAGGCGAACAUCGUGUUCCCUGACCGCCUCGAGCAUCCCAAGUUCAAGCGCCGGCGACAGGGCCGCUCUUUCUGGACUGCACUGCAUCGGGACGCAGUUGAGAAUCUGCAGACGAAAGGUAAGCUUGCAACAGCGGAUCAAGCUGACGUUAAGGCAAUCACCUGCGGUAUCUGCGCCGAAUCUGGGGCGAUGUCAGAGGCUAUCCUCCUAGCUGAGGCACUGGCGGGCGACGCGGGGCAGAGACACAUCCUCUCCCUCUCCGAGGUGCAGCGGAAGGGACCCCUGAUCCAGGGGACAGAGGACGGCAAGGUCGUCGCGAUCGUAGAUUUGCGGUCUUCCUUCGAGGAGCCAACUGCACUUGGACCGGACAAGGACCGCAAGCCCACCCCGCUGCGGACGGAGGACCUCUCAUCCCUCGCGCCAAGGGGCAUGCUGAAGCGACGCAGCGGCGUGCCGGGCAUACCCCUCUUCCGGCUGCGGGAGGCUGCGUAUGGCGAGCCCUGCGAGCGCGUCGAAGAGUUGGAGAGGCUGUUGCGAUCAGUGAAGGACGAGGACGUGCUGGUCCUGCAGGCGCCGCGUUCCGGCGACCCCUUAGCGAUUCCACUGGCAGUGGCGCUCUGGCGGCGUCUCCUCUUCACAGGUCAGGGCUGGAAGCGCUCCACAAAACCCAGAUAG
This is a messenger RNA of Trichosporon asahii var. asahii CBS 2479, 999 nucleotides long. RefSeq lists its product as uncharacterized. The coding region runs from base 1 to 999 and encodes 332 amino acids. NCBI's taxonomy places the organism in Eukaryota, Fungi, Basidiomycota, Tremellomycetes, Trichosporonales, Trichosporonaceae. The transcript is spliced from 2 exons. The record is from RefSeq and is a predicted model, not a curated record.